CCCAGCAGUGCCCAGCCAGCGCGAGCGCGGCGUGAUGGACGGCAGGGUGCAGCUGAUCAAGGCCCUCCUGGCCCUGCCCCUGCGGCCCCAGACCCGGCGGUGGAGGAACCCGAUUCCCUUCCCCGAGACGUUUGACGGCGACACCGACCGGCUGCCGGAGUUCAUCGUGCAGACGGGCGCCUACAUGUUGGUGGACGAGACCCUGUUCUCCAGCGACGCCCUGAAGGUGACGUUCCUCAUCACCCGCCUGACCGGGCCGGCCCUGCAGUGGGUGAUCCCCUACAUCAGGAAGGAGAGCCCCCUCCUCAAUGAUUACCGGGGCUUCCUGGCCGAGAUGAAACGGGUGUUUGGCUGGGUGGAGGACGAGGACUUCUAGGCCGGGAGCCCCUCGGGCCUGGGGGCGGGUGCUCGGGGGAGGGUCCGCCGCGCCCGCAGCCGCCGCCGCCGCCGCCGCCCAGAUGGCAGCGGGCGUCGCCCCGCCGCGCCUCCCGCCCCCCCCACCUUCGCCGCGCUCGAGUGGCCGCGCUCUCCCCCACGCUGCUGUCCCCUCCCGCGUAGUGCUUGCCUUUGUUCCAGGAAUAGCGCUCCAGGUCCCCACCGCUACCUCUGGGCCUGGCUCCAGAGCGCGCCGCCGCCCUGGGCCGCCAGCCAGGCCCCUCCCGUGCGCACUUGGACUCGGGCCCGCGCUCCAGCUGCGGGCCAGGCUCCCAUUACACACGGGCCAGACCACCCACAGCCCGGCCGCCGCGGGCCGCCUCCGCCAGACUGACCGCCAGGCCUGCAGCGCGCCGCCCGGACACCCGCGCUGCCACCGCCGUCCACCGCGCGCCCUCGACGGCCUGGGGCCCCAGCGAUGUGGGCUCCCCCAAGAAGUGUCUGAGCCGGCCGCGGCCCCUGGACAGUGACUCCAGCAGCUCGCCACCCACUCGCCCCCCCCCCCCGGAGGGGCGGGCCGACCUCUCACCUGCGGCGGGACCCGUCGCCCCCUCCUCCCAGAGACCUCUUCUGCUCCUGCCAGAUGGCGGCCGGGUCCCAGGGGUGCCUGGCAGCCAGAUCCAGCCGCUCGUUUUCUUUCUCCCGUGGACCUGUUCGUUUUGCCCAGAACCCAGUUCUCUUCUCAGUUCGCAGCUGUCUCUCUGAUGUGUGCCUUUUGUUCCACACAGUAGUUAAGCCCUGCACUCUGCCCAGCUCUUCUACACUACCUGGACAAACGUCUUUUCCUUCUUUUCAAUAAAUGUCAGACGCUAUUAAAAAGAAAUUGAGUCU
Messenger RNA from Enhydra lutris kenyoni (northern sea otter), 1266 nucleotides. Its product is annotated as retrotransposon Gag like 8C. NCBI's taxonomy places the organism in Eukaryota, Metazoa, Chordata, Mammalia, Carnivora, Mustelidae. The record is from RefSeq and is a predicted model, not a curated record. The coding region runs from base 35 to 376 and encodes 113 amino acids. The transcript has a single exon.